Molecule: messenger RNA, 1275 nt
Organism: Mycena indigotica
Lineage: Eukaryota; Fungi; Basidiomycota; Agaricomycetes; Agaricales; Mycenaceae
Product: Aspartate aminotransferase
Exons: 8
Coding region: 1-1275 (424 amino acids)
Biological process (GO): L-aspartate biosynthetic process
Cellular component (GO): cytosol
Molecular function (GO): L-aspartate:2-oxoglutarate transaminase activity; pyridoxal phosphate binding
Source: RefSeq, a predicted model, not a curated record
AUGGCCAACAGAGUUCGCCAAGUAACUCAACAUAUGGCUGGAACGACCGCAGAGCAAUGGCAAAGCGUCCCUCUGGCCCCGCCAGACAGCAUCUUCAAGCUGACUGCUGCCUACAAAGAGGACACCUUCGGAAAGAAGAUCAACCUGGGCGUCGGCGCAUAUCGGGAUGACAAUAGCAAGCCGUGGGUUUUGCCUGUCGUCAAAGAGGCAACUCGUAUUCUUUUGCAAGACGAGUCUCUUGAUCAUGAGUACUUGCCGAUUACCGGAUUGCCAGAAUUUACUGCUGCUGCUGCCAAACUCAUUCUCGGGUCCGACUCGCCGGCGAUUGCCGAAAACCGGGUUUCUAGUGUUCAGACUAUCUCCGGUACUGGCGCGAACCAUCUCGGUGCCCUCUUCCUUUCCCGUUUCUACCAGUGGGGUUCCGCGGAGAAGAAAGUUUGGCUCAGUAAUCCUACUUGGGCAAACCACCAAGCAAUUUUCAAAAAUGUCGACAUCGCCCCCGUGGAUUACCCUUACUACGACCCGAAGACAAUCGGUUUGGAUUUCGAAGGCUUUGUUGGCGCGCUGAAGAAUGCCCCGGAACGCUCGGUCUUUUUGUUGCAUGCUUGUGCCCACAAUCCCACUGGUGUUGACCCCACACCGGAGCAAUGGGCAACAAUCGCUGAUGUUUUCCUUGCCAAGAAACAUUUUGCAUUCUUGGAUUGUGCUUACCAGGGUUUUGCCAGUGGCGACCUUGACAACGAUGCACGUGCAGUCCGCUUCUUCGUCGAAAAAGGCGUGUCUCUCUUGAUAUGCCAGAGUUUUGCCAAGAAUGCUGGUCUGUAUGGCGAGCGAGUUGGUGCUCUCCAUGUUGUUUCCACGAGCAAAGAGGCAGCAACUCGGGUCAAGAGCCAGCUCUCUGUUCUCCAGCGUAGCGAAAUCAGCAAUCCUCCGACACACGGAGCUCGCAUCGUUUCCUUGAUCCUCAAUAACCCCAAUAUGUUUGAGAUGUGGAAACGCGACAUUGCGACCAUGGCCAACCGUAUUAUUGACAUGCGCAAAGAACUUUUCCGUUUGCUUACUGAAGAGCUCCACACUCCAGGCGAUUGGAAACAUAUCGUGAACCAGAUUGGGAUGUUUAGUUUCACUGGGAUCACUCCUGCUCAAAGCAAAGCUCUCAUCGAUGAUGCUCAUAUCUAUCUCACAGCCAACGGACGCAUCUCGAUGGCUGGCUUGAAUUCCCACAACAUCAAGUACUUUGCCGAGAGUCUAGAUCGCGUUGUUAGAACAUAUUAG